Boleophthalmus pectinirostris (great blue-spotted mudskipper) is the source of this 1304-nucleotide messenger RNA. RefSeq names its product sorbitol dehydrogenase (gene sord). Lineage: Eukaryota; Metazoa; Chordata; Actinopteri; Gobiiformes; Gobiidae. The coding region runs from base 111 to 1175 and encodes 354 amino acids. Gene Ontology annotation, biological process: D-sorbitol catabolic process. Gene Ontology annotation, molecular function: zinc ion binding; L-iditol 2-dehydrogenase (NAD+) activity. The transcript has 9 exons. The record is from RefSeq and is a predicted model, not a curated record.
GUCAGCCCCAGCUUCACAGGAAGGUGCAGGUGUACUUUGACACUGAUAGCUUCCCCAAAAAGAUUUUUUGUCUUAGUUGUGACAUCUUUUAGCUCAGUUAAACCACCGCCAUGGACACGGAUAAUCUGUCGGUCGUGUUGCACUCUAAAAAUGAUCUCAGACUGGAGCAGCGUCCAGUGCCAGAGCCAGGACCCAACGAUGUAUUGCUGCGGAUGCACUCUGUGGGGAUCUGUGGGUCAGAUGUUCACUAUUGGCAGAAUGGGCGCAUUGGAGACUUUGUGGUCAAAAAGCCGAUGGUUUUGGGGCACGAAGCGGCUGGAACAGUGGUCAAAGUUGGAUCUGCUGUUAAACAUCUACAGAUAGGUGACAGAGUGGCCAUUGAGCCUGGUGUGCCACGAGAGAUGGAUGAGUUCUUUAAAAACGGCCGCUAUAACCUCUCUCCCGCCAUCUUUUUCUGUGCAACACCUCCUGAUGAUGGAAACCUUUCACGAUACUACACUCACAAUGCCAACUUCUGCUAUAAGUUGCCAGAUAACUUGACAUUUGAAGAGGGAGCACUUAUUGAACCUCUUUCAGUCGGUAUCCACGCCUGUCGCAGAGCAGGGGUCACAAUGGGCAGCGUUGUGCUCGUCUGUGGUGCAGGAACUAUUGGAUUGGUCAGUCUACUUGUAGCGAAAGCAAUGGGAGCCUCAAAAAUUGUCGUCACUGAUCUUUCUCAGGAACGUUUAUCAUUGGCAAAAGAACUGGGUGCUGAUUUUGUGUUGACUGUAACCAAAGAGGAUUCACCACAGACCCUGGCUAAAAGUGUGGCAGACUUGUUAGGAACACCCCCUAAUAUGACCAUCGAAUGCACUGGAGUGGAGAGUAGCAUUCAAACGGCUAUCUACGCAACUCAAUCUGGAGGUGUGGUCGUGCUUGUGGGCCUGGGUAAAGAGAUGGCCACUAUUCCUCUGGUCAAUGCAGCUGUAAGAGAAGUCGACAUUAGAGGAGUAUUUCGUUAUUGCAACACUUGGCCCAUGGCAAUAGCCAUGCUCUCAUCAGGUAAAGUUAAUGUGAAGCCGCUAGUGACCCACCGUUUCCCUCUGGAGCAGGCUCUACAGGCCUUUGAGACCACCAAACAGGGCUCCGGGAUUAAAGUCAUGUUAAAAUGUGACAAAAAUGACCAGAACCCUUGACCUGAUCAUUAGAGAUUAACCCGUAGACCAAAACUUCGGAAAAUGAACUUUGAACUUGAGCUGAGAUAACAACAGGAUAAAGACAGAUUAGAUGAAAGAUUAGAAUGAACCCUGUGGAGGUUAGAACUG